AUGCACGAUACCAUCGAAACGACGUCCCUUACCCAAGAUGUGUUCGUCGCCGAGCAUGGCGAUAUGUUCCUCACAUGCCAUGGUGCCGGCGACCAACUCGAAUGCAAUAAUGCAACCAUGUAUCAGCUCAACCAACACCACCGCCGCGUGAGACUCCUGGUCAGUCGCGAAGUGCUGCGACUUGCCUCUCCCGUCUUCGCCAACAUGUUGAUAUACACCAUUGAAGGUGACGAAUGGGACAUCCGACUGGCUCUGGGUGAGAAUAUGCUCGACUUCUGCCGAGUUCUCCAUAAGCGAUACGACCAACUUUCGCAAACGAUCGACGAGGUGUCUUUGUACCGCAUGGCUUUGCUUGCGAAUAAGUACAAAGCUACCGCGGCCGUCAGACCAUUUGCGGUAUCGACCAUCAAGAACCUGAUAGAGAUCACCGACCAGAGAGGCUUGCUCAGCCUUCUUGUGUCGGCGCACCUGCUGAGCCUGCCUGGGUUAUUUGCAGAAUUAAGCUCGGAGAUCGUCUUAAGGAGCAAAGAGUCGCUUCAGAGCACCCUCGCCUACUUCCACAGUCAAACGAGGCGGAUCGUGGAGAGGUGGAUGUUUGACGUACUGGACUACAACGGUAGACUUGCUGGCGACUGCGCAACCCACUGCACAGCAGCCCAGCAGUACAACUUCGACUUCACAAAGCUUUUGUGCUCCAGAGGAUUAUGGCCAUCGACGAAACUCGCCACACUCAGCCUUGAUGAAGUCUUCAACACCUUUCGCAAGGACAUGGCAAACCCCUGCAGCUUUUUGCACCUCGAUCCGGUACCAUGUUGCAAUGCCUGCUACGUCUGCAAAGCUCCGUCAAUCAUGGAGUUGGCCGAGGCGCUCAGAGCUCAGGAGAUGCACGUUCGAGAGCUUCUCCCCAAGCCCUGCCUUCAUUGCGUUGUCCAAAGCGUCCAGCUUGGACUUCCAAUCUCCACACAAUACGGCUGGUCGGACUGCCUCAAACACAGGCACGCAACAGAGACCGAUCCAGAGCUUGAGGACCGUUGCGCGAUGUUGAGUAGGCAAUGA
Zymoseptoria tritici IPO323 is the source of this 1056-nucleotide messenger RNA. RefSeq lists its product as uncharacterized. The record is from RefSeq and is a predicted model, not a curated record. The coding region runs from base 1 to 1056 and encodes 351 amino acids. The transcript has 3 exons. NCBI's taxonomy places the organism in Eukaryota, Fungi, Ascomycota, Dothideomycetes, Mycosphaerellales, Mycosphaerellaceae.